AUGGGAGAGGAGGAGUCUUGCGCUGCGUUCAGUGCUAACGCCGCAGUCUCUAAGGAGACAGGUAAAUCUCCGGAUGCUGCGAUCAGAUUUCUGAGGGAGAUCCGCUUCCGAUGCCUGCCUCCUGGCUCCUCCGAGGUAAUGAAAACGCAGGCCCGUGACAAGAAUGGCACUAGAAACUUUGAGCAGCCUGCCCGCUCCAGCGCCGGCCGGCACGCGGGGUCCAUACCGUGCGGCACAGCGCCAUCUGCUGGCCGGCUCCGCAGCCAGGGGGCGACUCGGAAAUCCACCCGAGUCGAUUCCCCGACCUCGGUUCCCGGGGGCUUCCUGCGGCUGGGGAGUUCUGAGUGUGCUAAAAAGGCGCGAGAGAGGGAGAUGGUGCUGGAGAGAAAAAGCAGGGUUAGAGAAAGUUUCCAAAGACUUAUUUAA
Rangifer tarandus platyrhynchus (Svalbard reindeer) is the source of this 426-nucleotide messenger RNA. The record is from the annotation of a GenBank genome assembly. Lineage: Eukaryota; Metazoa; Chordata; Mammalia; Artiodactyla; Cervidae.